This is a messenger RNA of Ziziphus jujuba (common jujube), 1696 nucleotides long. Its product is annotated as autophagy-related protein 18a. NCBI's taxonomy places the organism in Eukaryota, Viridiplantae, Streptophyta, Magnoliopsida, Rosales, Rhamnaceae. Gene Ontology annotation, molecular function: phosphatidylinositol-3-phosphate binding; phosphatidylinositol-3,5-bisphosphate binding; protein binding. Bases 205 to 1542 code for a protein of 445 amino acids. Gene Ontology annotation, biological process: protein localization to phagophore assembly site; autophagy of mitochondrion; protein lipidation. The record is from RefSeq and is a predicted model, not a curated record. The transcript is spliced from 4 exons. Gene Ontology annotation, cellular component: extrinsic component of membrane; phagophore assembly site membrane; cytosol.
AAAAAAGAAAAAAGAAAAAAGUGGGACUCAUACUCAACCGUUACCGUCUAUUAUCAUCACCACCGUUCAAACUCUCUCUCUCUCUCUCUCUCUGUGUUCUACUAUACCAAAUAUUUCCUCCCAUGUCCUCUUCUUCCUCUUCUUCUUCUUCGAUUCCCGUAGUCGCCAAACAGAAACCCUAAUUUUUCUCUUAUUUCAUCUCACAUGGCGCAGAUUCUCAAUCCCAACUCCUCCGAGCCCGACCCGAACGCAACCCACUCAGCCAAUUCCUUCGUCGAACCUCACGAGACCUAUUCUAUUUCCACCUUUCUCGAUUCCCGCGACGCCGAUUCCAUCUCCUCCGUCGCCGAUUCUGACCACGCCUUCUCUACCUCCUCCCUCGUUGGCCAACCCCAAAACCCUAACCCUAACCCUAACCUUAACCUAAAACCUACCUCCAGUCCCCUACCGACUCCAAUUCCCAAUCCCAACCCUACCCGGAUCCCGACUCUCCUCCACCUCUCAUUCAAUCAGGACCAUGGUUGCUUCGCCGCGGGCACCGAUAUCGGGUUCCGCAUCUACAACUGCGACCCGUUCCGUGAGAUUUUCAGGCGCGAUUUCGGGAACCGGAGCGGGAUUGGAUUGGUCCAGAUGUUGUUCCGGUGCAAUAUACUUGCGCUCGUUGGAGGUGGACCCGACCCACAGUACCCGAUUAACAAGGUCAUGAUCUGGGACGACCAUCAAUCUCGGUGCAUCGGCGAGCUAUCAUUUCGGUCCGAAGUUAAAGGGGUUAGGCUCAGGCGGGACAGAAUUGUGGUUGUCUUGGUGCAGAAGAUCUUUGUCUACAAUUUCGCCGACCUUAAGCUUUUGCAUCAGAUUGAGACAAUUGCGAACCCUAAGGGACUUUGUGAGGUCUCGCAUGUAUCGGGUCCGGUGGUCCUGGUGUGCCCUGGACUGCAAAAGGGUCAAGUUCGGGUCGAGCAUUACGGGUCGAAGAGGACCAAGUUCAUAAUGGCUCAUGAUUCGAGGAUUGCUUGCUUCGCGCUUACACAGGAUGGUCGAUUGCUCGCCACCGCUAGUAGUAAAGGGACUUUGGUUAGAGUUUUCAAUACAUUGGAUGGUUCUUUGCUCCAAGAGGUAAGGAGAGGUGCAGACAGAGCUGAAAUACACAGUCUGGCUUUCUCUUCUGCUGCGCAGUGGCUAGCUGUCUCAAGUGACAAGGGAACUGUCCAUGUUUUCAGUUUGAAUGUUGAUUCAGGGACACUAGCAAAUGAAAGAUCACGUAGCCCGUCUGAAACCAAUCUUUCCAAUCCAUCUGCCAUUCCUUCUCUUUCAUUCAUGAAAGGUGUGCUGCCAAGAUAUUUCAGCUCGGAAUGGUCAGUGGCUCAAUUUCAUUUGAAUGAAGGUCUGCAGUACAUAGUUGCUUUUGGCCAUCAGAAGAAUACAAUUGUGAUUCUCGGCAUGGAUGGCAGCUUCUAUCGAUGCCAAUUUGACCCAACGAAUGGCGGAGAGAUGACUCAACUUGAAUACUACAAUUUUCUGAAACCGGAAGAAACUUUCUAGAUUAUGGUAAAUAUAAUAUAUAUAUAUAUAUAUAUAUAUUGCUUUCUGUAUUCGGUGGUGGUUCCUGUUAAUAAUGUGCUUCUUAUGAUAUGUAGGGAACUGCAGUACGUUGUAAAUAUAUGAGUAAAUGAGAAUGAUCACAUAUGGUUCAAUC